Messenger RNA from Medicago truncatula (barrel medic), 4443 nucleotides. RefSeq names its product mediator of RNA polymerase II transcription subunit 15a. The coding region runs from base 184 to 4056 and encodes 1290 amino acids. Lineage: Eukaryota; Viridiplantae; Streptophyta; Magnoliopsida; Fabales; Fabaceae. Gene Ontology annotation, molecular function: transcription coactivator activity; chromatin DNA binding. The record is from RefSeq and is a predicted model, not a curated record. Gene Ontology annotation, biological process: regulation of DNA-templated transcription. The transcript has 13 exons.
AAAAAAAAACACAACAAAAUCGCAAAUCGCAAACCUGAAGAGAGUGAAGCAAGAAACGGCAACACCAGAAUCGCAAAUCGCAAGCAGGAAGAGAAUGGGGCUAUAACAAUGCAGCGUAAAGGAAUUUGAACAAAUUCCUAUUUUUUGCGAUUGACAACACUGAUUUUAGAUACUUCGUAUUUGAUGGAUUCCAAUAAUUGGGUCCCUAAUCAGGGUACGGAAGCCACUGCCGACACAGUUGAUUGGAGAACUCAACUGCAACCUGAUCAACGCCAAAGAAUUGUCAAUAAAAUAAUGGACACAUUAAGAAAACAUCUUCCCGUUUCUGGUUCUGAGGGAUUGCUUGAACUUCGGAAGAUUGCUCAAAGGUUUGAAGAUAAGAUUUAUACUGCUGCGACAAGCCAGUCUGAUUAUCUACGAAAAAUAUCUAUGAAAAUGCUAACAAUGGAGAAUAAAUCUCAAAACACCAUGGCCAACAAUAUGCUAUCAAAUGAAGGUGGUCCCAGCAAUAAUCUGCCCGAUCAAGGACAACAACAUCCUAAUCCUCUGCCUAAUCAGCACCAACCUCGUCAGCAGCUUCUAUCUCACAACAUUCAAAAUAAUGUUGCACCUCAACCUAACCUUUCAUCGGUAUCAACUCUACCCCAGAUUCCCAGCCAGAAUAUUAGCCAAAAUUCGAACACUCAACAACCUGGGCAAAAUUCUGUGAGUAACUCUAUUGGCCAGAAUUCCAAUGUACAGAGUAUGUUUCCUGGUUCUCAGAGGCAAAUGUCAGGAAGGCCGCAAGUUGUUCCCCAACAGCAACAGCAACAAUCACAAAAUCAACAACAGACUCUUUACCAACAGCAGCUUCUGAAGCAUAAGCUGUCUCAGAUGCAGCAGCAGCAGCAACAGCAGAACCUUCUGCAACCAAAUCAGCUGCUAUCUUCUCAACAAUCUGUUAUACCAACAUCAUCGGCUAUGCAGCCUUCAAUGGUGCAAUCAUCUCUAUCUAGCCUUCCACAGAAUCAGCAGUCUAAUAAUGUUCAACAGUCAACACAGUCUAGACUUCAGCAACAUUCCCAAAUUAUUAGGCAGCAGCAACAGAAUUCUAUUGUUAAUCAGCAACAAACACCAAUGAUUCAACAGCAACAUCAGCAGCUUGCGGGGCCUCAGUCAAAUGCAACGAAUGGCCAACAUGCUCAGAUGCUUGGACAACAGAACAAUGUUGGUGACGUACAGAAAUCCCAGAGGUUGCAUCCACAGCAGAAUAAUCUCAUGAAUCUGCAACAGCGACAGCAACAACAACAGUUAAUGAAUCAUCAAAACAAUCUAACAAAUAUACAUCAACAGCCAGGAAAUAAUGUACAGGGGUUACAACAGCAACAGCAGUUUGGAACUGAGUCUGGCAACCAAGGCAUCCAAACAAGCCAUCAUUCUGCACAGAUGCUGCAACAACCAAAGGUUUCAAUGCAGCAACAAUUGCAACACAAUCCAUCAAAAUUGUUGCCAUCUCAGUCGCAGCAGUCCCAGACACAGGCUUCUCAGCAGCAAUUGAUGUCGCAGAUUCAUAACCAGCCUGCACAGAUGCAACAGCAACUGGGGUUGCAGCAGCAGCAAAAUCCUUUGCAACGAGAUAUGCAGCAAAAACUCCAAGCAUCAGGGUCCUUACUUCAACAGCAAAGUGUUCUUGAUCAGCAAAAACAACUAUAUCAAUCUCAAAGAGCUCUUCCAGAAACAUCAACAACUUCUGUGGAUUCUACAACGCAGACUGCACAACCAAAUGGGGUCGAUUGGCAAGAAGAAAUUUACCAAAAGCUGCAAACCAUGAAAGAAACUUACUUGCCAGAGAUUAAUGAAAUAUACCAGAAAAUUUCUAUGAAAGUUCAUCAGUUUGAUUCUAUUCCUCAACAACCAAAGUCAGAUCAGAUUGAAAAGUUGAAGGGAUAUAAAACAAUGUUCGAACGCAUGAUAUCAAUUCUACAGAUUCCCAAGAGCAGUAUUCAGUACGGUGUAAAGGAAAAAUUGGGAUCAUAUGAAAAGCAGAUUGCAGCUGCCAUAAAUCAAUUUAGACCUAGGAAAGCCAUGUCUUCACUGCAACCAGGACAGCUUCCUGCAACUCAUAUGGCUUUGAUGCCACAGUCACAAUCUCAAGUUACUUCAGUACAGUCUCAUGAAAAUCAAAUGAACUCUCAGAUGCAGCCUACAAAUUUACAAGGUUCUACCUCCGUUCAGCAGAACAAUAUUGCGAGCUUGCAGAACAAUUCUAUGUCUAGUUUAUCAACAACACAGCAGAAUAUGUUGAAUACAAUUCAACCAAGUAAUAAUUUAGAUUCUGGGCAAGGAAAUUCUGUGAACUCUUUGCAACAGGUUCCAGUGAGCUCCCUUCAACAAAACACUGUUAAUACCCAACAUACCAACAUCAAUUCAUUACCGUCACAAGGUGGGGUAAAUGUAAUCCAACCAAAUCUAAAUACCCAUCAGCCAGGUUCCAAUAUGCUUCAGCAGCAACAACUGAAACAUCAGCAGGAACAGAAGAUGCUGCAGAAUCAACAGUUCAAACAACAAUAUCAGCAGCGACAAAUGAUGCAGAGGCAGCAGCAGCAGCUACACCAGCCAGCAAAGCAACAGAUGUCUGCACAACCACAGACACAUCAAUUGCCCCAGAUUAAUCAAAUGAAUGAUAUGAAUGAUGUGAAAAUACGACAAGGAUUGGGUGUUAAGUCAGGGGUAUUUCAGCAACAUCUUACCUCAGGUCAAAACUCAACUUAUUCCCAUCAACAGAUGAAACAAGGGAGUCCAUUUCAGGUUUCUUCACCCCAACUCUUUCAAGCUGCAUCUCCUCAAAUUCCACAUAAUUCAUCUCCCCAAGUUGACCAACAAACUCAUCUCCUGUCUCUAACAAAAGUUGGAACUCCUCUGCAAUCUUCUAAUUCACCAUUUGGGGUCCCUACUCCUUCACCUCCCAUGGCUCCAUCUCCUAUGCUAGUAGACUCUGAGAAGCCCAUUCCUGGUGUUUCAUCAUCAAAUGCUGCCAAUGUUGGACAGAAUGCAGCAGCACCAGCUCAAUCCCUUGCCAUUGGGACUCCUGGGAUAUCAGCCUCUCCUUUAUUGGCAGAAUUCAGUGGUCCAGAUGGUACGUUUUGUAAUGCUUUAGGAGCUCCUUCUGGGAAGUCGACUGCAGAUCACCCUAUUGAUCGUCUAAUUAGAGCGGUGCAAUCAAUGUCUACUGAGACAUUAACUGCUGCUGUCAGUGAUAUUAGUUCAGUUGUUAGCAUGAGUGAUAGGAUAUCAGGAUCAGCUCCAGGUAAUGGAUCCAGAGCUGCUGUUGGUGAGGAUUUGGUUUCCAUGACUAAUUGUCGUCUUCAGGCUAGAAGUUUUAUUACUCAAGAUGGUGGUACUACUAAUGGAAUCAGGAAGUUUAAGCGCCACAUCCGUGGUAAAACGUUGGAUGUUGGGUCAUCUGCUGGAAGCAUGAAUGACAAUCUUAAGCAGUUAUCUGCUUCAGAGGCUUCUCAGCAGGAGUCAACUGCAACGUCUAAUGUCAAGAAGCCAAAGGCUGAGGUUAAUCAUGCCCUUUUGGAAGAAUUACAGCAAAUUAAUCGCCGACUUAUUGACACAAUAGUAGACAUAAGUACUGAAGAUGUUGAUUCAACUGCAGCAGCUGCUGCUGCUGCUGAAUGGGUACAUGGGACCAUUGUCAAAUGUUCUUUCAUUCCUGUGUCUCUCAGCCCAUCUUUAAAAUCUCAAUAUGUUUCACUACAGUCACCUAUUCAGCCUUUGCGCCUGCUGGUUCCUCCAAACUAUCCUAACUGCUCUCCCAUAUUCAUAGACAAGUUUCCAGUUGAAUCCCGUAAGGGGAAUGAAGAUCUUUCAGAGAAAGCAAAAGUGAAGUUUAGCAUGUCCUUACGUAAUUUAUCACAACCUAUGUCCCUCAAGGAUAUAGCAAUGACUUGGGAUGCUUCUGUUCGCGGUGUUAUUUCCGAGUAUGCACAACAAUUUGGUGGAGGAACAUUCAGCGCUAAGUAUGGAGAUUGGCAGGAGUUCACGUCUUGGGAGGAUUUGUUGGCUGCAUAAUGAAUGAUUCUUGAAUAGUGGCAAACAUUAUAUGAAGACCUUUUAGGUUUGGUGGUUUCAAACAUUAUUAUAGUUCAACUAGCAACAAACCUGUUAUUUAUUGGAUAUAGAUAAUAGUAAAUUAGAAUCCUCUCCAUUUCUUAAACGAAAUAGAGAACUCCAUUUAUAAAAAGACACGAGAGAUAUGAUGUAUCGAGUUUUGUUAAUUAUUUCAAUUUCUUUAAAUUAUUGUGUCUUUCUCUCUUUAAAUGGAGUCAUUCAUUUCUUGAGUAAUGGAUAGGGAUCCUAAGUCGUAUAAAUCCGCUUAUUGCAUACCAUGAAGUUUUCAAUCUUUAUCUAUACUUGUGACAAAUUAUUAACUUUAUAAAGAUUGUCAUGGUUGGCCUA